AUGGCGGAACCAAUGGACAUCUCAUCACCAGACCUUUCGCGUAAACGCUCACUACCAGACGACGACCAGACUUCUGUCUCAAAAUCAGAGAGCCAGGUGCCCACUCCACCUCUCACUGCUAGUCCCGCCAACAAAGAUUCCAUUCGUCAAGCGAGUCCAGCACCAAGCAGUUCAGCCUUGAGCAGUGCCCCGUCGGGGACCAAUGACCAACCCGCCGACCCUAACGCUCCACCAAAGAAACGAAGAAAGUACACUCCUGCCGAGAAGGAAGAGAGACGUCUGGAGAAGGAAAAGAAAGACAAGGAGAAAGCUGAGCUCAAGUUGAAAAGGGACGAGGAAAAGCAGAAGAAGGAUGAAGAAAAGCGUCGCAAGAAUGAAGAAAAGGAAGCGAAGCAGCGCGAAAAGGAUCUGAAGAAGGCCAGAGAAGAAGAGGAGAAGCAGAAGAAAGCACGCGCACAACCCAAGAUUGCUUCGUUCUUCAAGACGCCAUCCUUGAACAAAUCUCCAGCGGCCUCUACGCCAGUGCAACCCUCUCCAGCCAAAGAGAACACCACGAGCUCAGAACCCGUCGACACAGAUGUGCCUAUGACUUCUCCAACACCAAAGAAGUCACCCCAGCAGAGCGAUUACCGCAAGACCUUCUUGCCAUUCCAACUCAAGGCACACACUAAGUGCGCCCCUUACGUUCCGGCCCUCAGUUCCAACGAGCUGCAAGUUUCACAAGAAGAGAUGGACAAAGUCCUUCAACACAUCACAACCAAGGCAUCGCCCACAUCCUGUUUAAAGGCCCUUUUCGCAGAGGAGAGGGUCCGUUCACGCGGCCUCUGGCAACCCACUGCCCGCGAAGUCAUCGAGUCAAUACAAGGCUCAUCACAAGUUCCAAUCGACCUGACUGAUGAAUCAGGCGAGCACUACCGUCCCGCCGACCUCCUCAAUUCCUUAACCGUUCGUCAUCUUCACUUCGGCGAGGAUGUGAGACCAGCCUACUACGGCACGUACUCACGGAAGAUCUCUUCCGCCAACGCCGCAACACUACGUAAAAACCCCUUCAGCAAACUCAGGGAAGAUACCAACUAUGACGAUGACUCCGAAGCUGAAUGGGAAGAGCCAGAAGAGGGAGAAGACAUUGGCUCUGAUGGCGAGGAAGACGAGGAGAGUGUAGGCGAUGCAGAGGAGAUGGAUGAAUUCUUGGAAGACGAUGCUGCCGACAGCAAACGACACAUGAUCACUGGUGACCUCAAGCCAGUCAGCACGGGUCUAUGCUGGGAAGAUGUUAAGGGCGGAUUCAAGUCUUCAACUGAAGAAUCUCCUUUUGAUCUCGACAGUAUGAAGAUCGACUUCUUCAUUCCUCUCACUAAGCCUUCCAUCAACCCGUUUUCAACGAGCUACUGGCAGGCUCCAUCUUUACCAGCUGUUGUUGCUGCCAAGACUAGUGGCGGUCAGAUGCAGCUGGACGGCAAGAUGAAGCCCCCCAAGACUCCUUUGAUGCCACGCUCAAACACAAACGACACUAUGACCAUUAUCGGUGCCUCGUCUGGCAUGAAGGGACCGAUCAUGAGCGUGGCCUCUACAAAGGCUGCAAAGCCAGCUCCCAAGCCUCUGCAGGGACCAGAACUAGCCGAGUUCAAAGACGCUGUCGACGGCAGCAACCUCACCAAGGUUGAUCUGCUCAAAGCUCUAAAGAAGAGAUUCCCUAAGCACACCAACGACACGAUCAAAGCAACAUUGUCAGUUGGCUUCGCUCGCGUUGGCCAGCACGAAGCGGACAAAGUCUGGAAGGCUGUUGCCGCAUAA
Messenger RNA from Aureobasidium melanogenum CBS 110374, 1794 nucleotides. RefSeq lists its product as uncharacterized. Gene Ontology annotation, cellular component: nucleus; CAF-1 complex. Gene Ontology annotation, biological process: nucleosome assembly. The transcript is spliced from 4 exons. The record is from RefSeq and is a predicted model, not a curated record. The coding region runs from base 1 to 1794 and encodes 597 amino acids. NCBI's taxonomy places the organism in Eukaryota, Fungi, Ascomycota, Dothideomycetes, Dothideales, Saccotheciaceae.